AUGUCCGACCAUCGCGACUCUGUCAACGAAGAGCAUGCUGCUGCUCUGAGCGAUCUGCGACAGAGGCUUGCUGCAGCCGCGCCGGCCCCCUCUUCCUCAAUCUCUAGAGACGAAUACAUUCAUCCUCGCCCUAGUACCCCAGAAGGAACUUUCAUUGCUGUCAGUGGCAUGCCUGAGCCCCAAGAGGCUCAAGAUGGUGUGCUCUGGAUGAUGGCUGGACACUACAUCUACAACGAUCAAGCUCAGGCUAUCGAGCCAGCAACCUAUACGCCCGACGCUGACAUGAACUUCAUUCCGGUUCGCUCCAACCCGGCGUACGUCUUGCCGAUGCAUCAUAAUCUUCACGACCACGCCGAUCCGGCCGCUUUCGCCAACCAGCUUGCCCAGGUGCGCCGUCUCGAGCUUGGAAAGGAUGCUCAGAUGGGUACUUCUGUCUGGAAGGAAGGAGCCCAGAAAGUGAAGCGCUUGGAUAACAACGAGACUGUUCCUCUCUCAAACCGUGCGCAAACUGUCGGCGAUUUCCCAGCCAUUGCCACUGGUUCAGGCGCCUCUGUACCCGACUGGGCCUCUAUGGUCGCUGAAAUGGCCGACACCACGCUUGCCAACCGUGUCCAAGGACGCAUCGCACAGUCUCGUGAUAUCGAAGACGUGCCACACCCAAUCAGAGAGGACGACUCCGGCACCAGUUCCCCAUCUCCACGCUCAGGUAUCCCGCAGACGACGCAUCUGGCCGCUGUCAGUGGUUACUACACUGACCUCGAAUCAGAACCAUCGAUUCUGGAUAGCGAGGUUGUCUCCCCGACCGGCAGCCGCCGCGGCAGCAACACAGGCAUAAGUGGCAAGCAGCAGAAGCACUUCCAAAAGAGUUCCAAGCGGCACUUCAAGCGCAAUCGCGCCCGCACCAACACCUCUCACGCAUCAUGGGACGCAUCUUCCGCCGGCGGCAGCGCCGCUCCUAAUUCCGUGGUUUCGACUGGCUCCGUGUCCGUCUACGGCACUGCGCGCGAGGAGCCGGCUUCUACGACGCCGUCCAACGCCUCGGCGUGCCUCACGCCCGUCGCGAGAUCUCGGGCUUCAUCCGUUCUCGGGUCUGGCAGCUCCGCUGCUGCUGGUGUUGACACCAUGCCGGCUAUCCCGGAGACGCCGACCAAGACCCCGGCUGCUGCUGUGCGUGCUCGUGGCCAGCAUAAGCACUCGUGGUCGGCCUCGUCGUUGGAGUCCAUCAAGUCGAUCUGGGAGGGACCGUCGCCGCCCCAGCGUAAGCGUGGCUAA
This is a messenger RNA of Aplosporella prunicola CBS 121167, 1272 nucleotides long. RefSeq lists its product as uncharacterized. Lineage: Eukaryota; Fungi; Ascomycota; Dothideomycetes; Botryosphaeriales; Aplosporellaceae. The record is from RefSeq and is a predicted model, not a curated record. The transcript has 2 exons. Bases 1 to 1272 code for a protein of 423 amino acids.